AUGCUCUUCACUUUCUUCAAACUCACAAGUCCCCUUGCCGGCGUUGUCGCUAUUCUGGCAGUCGCUCUCUUCACUCGAAUAUUGCGAGGCUACAAACAUCGCUCUCCCCCCGGCCCUUCAGGCUGGCCUAUUGUGGGCAAUCUUUUCGACCUGCCUCCAAGCACGAAUGAGCCUUGGAAGGUUUAUCAAGCAUGGAGCGUGAAAUACGGCUCCGAUGUGAUCCACAUGAAAGUGUUGGCCACUCGUAUAAUUGUCAUCAACUUGGUCAAAGCUGCCUCCGAUCUCCUUACUCAGAAGUCAGCAAUCUAUGCCGACAGACCGAGAAUGCCUAUGCUCCAAGAAGCAAUCGGGCUUGGAUGGCAUUUCGGGUUCAUGCCUUACGGUGACGGCUGGCGGCAACACCGAAGGCUAUUUGCUCAGCAUACCGGCACGUUUACCAUCGCGAAACAGCUCAAGUGGACAAACAUCCUCCUCGAGAACUUAUUAUCAUCACCCCAUAACUUCAUCGAACAUAUCCAGCACUUUGCGACGGGCUCGAGUCUCGAAGCAACAUUUGGCAUCCAGGUCAACCCUUCUGGAACUCCCGAUCCUUUUAUCGAAGCAGCGAAGCAAGUGGUUCAAUCAAUGGUAGAGGCGGGAAUAUUUGGUAGCUACUUGGUCGACUAUUUGCCGUUCCUGAAGCAUGUCGAGCGCCUCAAGGGCCAAGUGAAAGAGUGGUCUAUUGCCUCAAACGUGGCCGCCCACGUGCCUUGGGAUGCGAUGACGAAAGCUGUGCAAUUGGGUGAUUUCUCCCCUUCUGCGGCUUCAGAACUUUUCGAGAGCGAUAAUUUGGACCAAACAAUCGCUCGACAAACCUUGGCAUCCAUGUUUGCUUCAGGCUCAGCAGCGACCGCUUCUACCAUAACAAUUUUCCUCCUCGCGAUGAGGUGCAAGAAGCUGCGCAAGUCGAGAUCGACAGUAGUGGGAGAUCGUCUCCCAGAGCUCUCUGACGAAGUCAAUUUACCUUACAUCACCGCACUUAUUCGAGAAAUCGGGCGAUGGAACCCCGUAGUCCCACUCGCAUUUCCUCAUAUGCUCUCGACCGACGACGAGUAUGAUGGGCACCAUCUCAAAGCUGGCACGAUCGUUGUUCCAAAUUCUUGGGCAAUAUUGCAUGACCCAGAAGUUUACUCGGAGCCCGAGAGUUUCAAUCCAUCGAGAUUUUUGACAAGACAUGGCCUAUUGAACCCCCUUGUAAAUGAUCCCGAGGCCGUAUGGGGGUACGGACGAAGAGCGUGUCCUGGACGAAGGAUCGCUGCCUCAGAGCUUUUCUUGACCAUCUCAGGGAUACUCAAAGUCUUCAAAAUUACGCCUGCCGUGAAUAACGAGAGCGAAGUUAUACAACCGAAAUGCGAAUUCGGCAGUGGGUUGUUGCGAUAUCCUAAACCUUUCAAAUGCUCAAUCGAGCCCCGUUCGAAGGAGGUGGUCGAACUGAUACAGCUAUUUUGA
Messenger RNA from Mycena indigotica, 1488 nucleotides. Its product is annotated as Cytochrome P450. The coding region runs from base 1 to 1488 and encodes 495 amino acids. Gene Ontology annotation, molecular function: monooxygenase activity; iron ion binding; oxidoreductase activity, acting on paired donors, with incorporation or reduction of molecular oxygen. The transcript has 11 exons. NCBI's taxonomy places the organism in Eukaryota, Fungi, Basidiomycota, Agaricomycetes, Agaricales, Mycenaceae. The record is from RefSeq and is a predicted model, not a curated record.